Molecule: messenger RNA, 2005 nt
Organism: Pecten maximus
Lineage: Eukaryota; Metazoa; Mollusca; Bivalvia; Pectinida; Pectinidae
Exons: 3
Coding region: 68-739 (223 amino acids)
Source: RefSeq, a predicted model, not a curated record
GGCCUAGUGAUCAUGGUCUGUAUUGCGCUUGAACAUUGAAAACGAAAGUAGGCAAGUACAGACAAAAAUGGCAAAAGGUUUGAUGACUCCAGAUGCUUUGAAGAUGAAAAUAGAAGCAAAUUAUGCAGCAAUAUUGAAAGAUGUUCAAGCUGAGGAUAUAAUGGAUAGAUUUGUCGACAAGGGCUACUUUACCAUUGCAGAUGUAGUGGAAGAAAUAAUGGCAAAGAAAACUAACAAUGAAGCAAUGAGAGUGCUUAUACAACUCCUCAAUGAACGUAUACAACAACCUGGGAUAUUAGAUUUCUUUUUAAAACAGUUGACCGAUAAUGGUUAUGACAAGUUAGCAAGGAAAAUAAGAGAAACAGAGAUAAAACCAAUUCAAGUGUCUGAAGGCAGAGCAGGUACAGAUAACCACAGAUAUCCACAGAUUCCGGAAGAGUUGAAAAACAAGGUCGUCACAGAAAAACAUGCCAUGUUCCUCGCAAGGACAUUUUCACCCGAUAAAGUACUCAAAUUUGGUGUUUUUCUUGGUUUCAAUGACAUCUCGCACGUCCAAGCAGAUUAUCGAAAGUAUGGAGAAUCUACAGUCGUGCAGCAAAUCAUCAUCAGGUGGAAAAACAGAACUGGUUUUACAGCAACACUUGGAAAACUACUGGAAAUUUUUGAGAAAAAUUCAGAUGACAUUGAGCUUAAUGCAACUGAAUAUGAAAAAGCAUUGGAAAAGAUUUCCAAGUCAUGAAUGGAUUAAUUUUCUUUACCUUUUACUGUUUUGUAAAUUGAUCAAUAUAUAUCAUGUUACACUAGUUUCCAUUCCAUAACAAAUCCAUUCAGGGCUUUAAAGUUUCAUUUCUAAUAAAAACAAAAACAAAACAAAAAAUAAUGAAAAAAAUAAGUAAAUUUUCAUCCAUAAACUAAUUUAAGGUAUAGUUUUAAGCUGCACUUUUACCUUAAUUAAAUGUAAAAUCUACUAGCUGGUGGAAUUUCACACCACAAUAUUUAUACAGAUCCUUUUUAUGUUAUAAUUUUGAGUAAACAUAAUUUUAAUUAGACUGGUGGACACAAAGUUCCAACUCACAAUCAAUAUAUCAUUUAUAUAUAUAUAUAACAUAGUAACACAAUUGACGAAAGAAGACAACGUUAUGACUCGUGCCCUGACCGGGCCUCGAACUCACGAUCUACGGCACCUAAUCGUCUAGCCAGAAAUACCUGCAGCUUAUACCGCUGCGCCACAUCGGCGUUCUUAAAAAGUAUGUUUCAAUGGCGCAGUGUUGGUCGGCCCAAUAUCCUGACAUGGUCAUAGUUUAAGUCGUCUAUUAGAUGAUAUGAAUACCUGGAUCGCAAUGUAUUUACAUACAUGGAUGCGAAUUGUACACAUAUUAUGAAUAUUCAUCAGAGUACAACUACGACAAGAAAUUCAAAUCCAAAGUACCAUCCUGACGAUGGUACUUUGUAGACACAGGCUAGCUUUGAAGGUGAUAUUAAAAUCAGAACCCUUCGGAUUAGGCGGUCUAGUGGUAGGAUGCAGGGCUACAUACAAUGUAGCCGAAUGGUUGCAAGUUUGAGUCUUGCCACUGGCACUGUAUUGUAUCCUUGAACAAGAUACUUUACUCUGUUGUGUUCCAGUUGACUCAGCUGUAGAUGAGUAUGUGGUACAGGUAGGGUAGUACAAGAACUGUUGUGUGUAAGCUGUUAGGGCCAAAAUGUCAGCUCCCGCUGUAUGCUUCCCAGGGAGUUGAGAAAGACCCAAUAACCACGGAUAAUAAUUUGUGAACCACAUUGGGACGGCUAUGUUGCUGUGAUACAGAGGUAUAUAAAACUCCAAACUAACAAUUAUUAAUCAUAAUUCCACUGAACAAUAUAUACAAUGCAUUUCAAAGAGUAAUUGGUGUUAUUUAUGAUGAAGGACCAUUUGUAUGUUUUAUAAAUGGUAUGUUGUAGUGACUAACUAUUGUAUAUGAAAUUACAUGAAUUAAACAGGGAGCCCAAAUUAAGCUCUUACCUGUCA